This is a messenger RNA of Onychomys torridus (southern grasshopper mouse), 3396 nucleotides long. RefSeq names its product sprouty related EVH1 domain containing 3 (gene Spred3). Lineage: Eukaryota; Metazoa; Chordata; Mammalia; Rodentia; Cricetidae. Gene Ontology annotation, cellular component: membrane. The transcript is spliced from 5 exons. The record is from RefSeq and is a predicted model, not a curated record. Gene Ontology annotation, molecular function: protein kinase binding. Gene Ontology annotation, biological process: multicellular organism development; negative regulation of MAPK cascade. Bases 357 to 1700 code for a protein of 447 amino acids.
CGUAGCUCCUCCUUUUGGGCCUCUUAUCUGACCUGCCCCUAAGGAAAUUUAUCUCCAAGCUCCGCCCUACUAAGUCCCGGCAGCGUCUCUGGCCAAGACCCUGUCUGGUUCGGGCGGCUCAGAAGGCCCACCCUGCCGCCCCUUCCGUGACGCACCCUCUCUGUUCCUUCAGCGUCCGAGCCUCCUCCUUACUCAGGCUCCCAGGCCCCUUCCCUUUUCGAACCCUGCCAGGCAUCCCGCCCCUCCCAUUCAGAGCCCAGACCGUGGACCACCUUCCUUCUAGAAUCCUGAGACCAGGCCCCAUCUCUGUUCCCUUCGCACAUCAUCAGGGACCAACCGUGCAGAUAAGUGGGAAAAUGGGGGAUCCCCCUCUGGGUCCCGAGAAGACGGGGACUAUAAGGGGUGUUCGUUGCAGCCCGAGCCGGGCUCUAGGACCCAGCGGGCAAGUACGCCCGCUUUGCUCCUACCCCUCCCCCAAGCCGCCCCCUCCCCCCCCACGUCUUCCAGGUUCCCCCUCGCUCCCCCCUCGCCCCGGCUCCCGGUGCCCGUCUCCAGCGCCGCCGGAGCCAGCGAGGGAGCGGGAGCGAACAGGAGGAGGAGGAGGCCGCGUCGCCGCCGCUCGGAGCCCGGCCGGAGCCUCCCAGACCACCUUGGAGUGUCCCCUGAGGCCAGGUUUGGUUUACAACAAAGUGAACCCUAUCUUCCACCACUGGAGCCUGGGUGACUGCAAGUUUGGGCUGACGUUUCAGAGUCCCGCAGAGGCUGAUGAGUUCCAGAAGAGUCUGCUAGCUGCGUUGGCUGAACUCAGCCGAGGCUCGCUCACUCCCUCCUCUUCCUCUUCCUCCUCCUCCCCUUCCCAGGACACUGCAGAGACCCCCUGCCCUCUGACGUCCCAUGUGGACAGCGAUUCCUCCUCCAGUCACAGCCGCCAGGAGACUCCUCCCACAGCUGUUGCAGCUCCCAUUGUCACAGUGGAGUCAACAUCUGCCUUCCCACCAGCCACACCCCCACAACGGCGACGCUCCUCUGCUCAGAGCUACCCUCCGCUUCUACCGUUCACUGGGAUUCCAGAACCCUCAGAGUCUCUAGCCGGGGCAGGGAGCCAGGGCUGGGGCGGCCGUGGCUAUGAGGACUACCGGCGAUCCGGGCUACCGGCACCUCUUCCCCUGUCUACCUGCGUCGUGGGCUUCGGCAAGACUGGUGCAUUGAGGGGUGCAGCUCUGGGUCCCCCAGUGUCACUCCCUGCCCCUCUCACUGAGGCUACACCCCCAGCACCCCCUGCUCGUCCACCCCCGGGUCCGGGCCCCACUCCUGCUCCAGCCAAGGCCUCCCCGGAGGCGGAGGAGGCUGCACGUUGUGUGCACUGCCGAGCACUCUUCCGUCGCCGUGCUGAUGGGCGUGGUGGUCGCUGCGCAGAGGCCCCAGACCCAGGUCGCCUGCUAGUGCGCAGGCUCAGCUGCCUGUGGUGUGCCGAGAGCUUGCUGUACCAUUGUCUGUCGGACGCCGAGGGCGACUUCUCGGACCCAUGCGCUUGUGAGCCAGGCCACCCGCGCCCUGCUGCACGCUGGGCCGCUCUGGCUGCGCUGUCCCUGGCAGUGCCCUGCCUCUGCUGCUAUGCACCUCUGCGAGCCUGUCACUGGGUUGCAGCACGUUGUGGCUGUGCGGGCUGUGGGGGUCGCCAUGAGGAGGCUGCACGGUGAGGAUUGUUGGGCUGGCUUGAAAAUCGGUCUGAAGACCUAAAAUGGAGGGUCCAGGACCCUGAACUCCGUACGAACCUAAAACCCAAACUUAGGUACGUCUGGAACUUGGAGCUUAAAUGGAUUUGAGAGAUCCCAGAUCUGGUACCUUGGACCCCAAACCUAGGACUAAGAUCUCAGACUCAGCUUCAUCAGGAUGUCUGUCAAGUGGACCCAGGAGUCCUGAAUUCUGGAUUCUCCCUCCCUCUUUCCCACUGAGGAGACUCAUGACAUCUCCAAACAUUACAUCUCAGAGGGCCCAGGAGCUUAUACCCCUGAGACCCAGGGAUCUUGGACCCUGACUGUCUGUCUAAAUACCCAACCCAGACUCCAGGUCAUACUUGACAUUGUAAACACUCAUAUUACAGCUCCCAAAUUAGUCAGGAGUUGCUAAAACCUGACCCUUUAUCAAAUGACUUAGACCUUGAGACCAGAGGACCCAGGAUCACCAGAAAACAGUCCCUGAAUUUUCACUGGAGACCUGGUAUACUUACAUCUGGAUGUUCUUAUAGCCCAGGACCCGGAAACACCAAAUCCUCCCGGGUUAGAGACACCAGGAUGGUUUGGAAUCACCAGAUACUGACCUGAAGUCUACUCACUCCUGAGAGUCCAUAGAUCUUACCAUCAGUUCAUGUCCAAGCGAUUCACAAAUUCCCGCAGGCCCCAAAAUGUGCCAAGUCCUCAGAUAUCUUCAAACAUGAGGUAUUUUCUGACCAAAAUAACUUGGGAGGCCCUUUUUAGUGCUCAGCAAGGUCCAGAUAUCAGACACCAAGAUGGCCCUGGGAGCCAGGGCCCGGACACCUGCCCCUCAAGUCAGCCGUUCUUGAGAACUUGGGUCUCACGGAUGGUCUCUGAGGUGCCUGUUACCCUCAGAUGUAUGCCUGAAGGCCACCAGCACUUUGGGCCCAAUGCACUGGUUUCAAGUGCUUAGACAGCCUUCCAGUUUCCCUGGGGCCUGAAUUUUAAGAACCCAAAUGUUCUGGAAACAUUAGCUUCCUUCUACCUAUGUUCCCCAACCAACAGCUGGGUGGGAGCCUGGAUCUCAGGAGAUGCAGUGGUCAUGGUAAUCCAGGCCUCUCGUCCCUUGACUCUCAGCUCUAUAGCAACUCCAAGGUGCUUUAAGAGCACUGGGUCUAAGAUUCUGAGAUACCAAUCGACCCCUGUGUGCAGGAUUUAAGCCCCCACAAUCCUGAGAUUGUUUUUGGCCUGAGACAUUGGUCCCUUUAUACCAGAGACAUUAGAAACAAGAUGUCCCAGGGCCUUGGCAUCUUUAGACCCCAGAGUUUCUUGAACUCAAAGUACUUCUAGACUGAUGAAGCCCCCAGAUCCCUGAUCCCCCUGAGUCCUGCCAUCCAGAGGUUCCUAAGAUUACAAAGUCCCAGCAACAUUCAGAUAUCCUCUUUAUACUGGGGGAACACCUGCACCAGUGUGAAUUCAGAUUGCUGGAAUCCUGGACCACCCAGCAGUUUUCCUCUCCCACCUCUAGGGCCUGACAUUGCCACAGAGGAUUGUACAAGCUCUCAGCUAAGCAGAGACAGGCAGCUGCAGGGGUCAAACAGGGACAUCAGAGAAAGGUCUGCCCUUCUCUACUGUGCACAACAGUACCUUUUGGGCUGGCUAUUGCUCCACAGAAACCCCCAUCAUCCCUAACCCUUGCAGA